CCGGGCCUGAGCCGCGCCCCGCGCCCUCCCGCUCCCGGGGCGCGCGGCGAGGGGCCCUGGCGGCGAGGUGGAGCCGCGGGCACCAGCCGCUCCCCCGCCCUGCGCCGCCCCUCCCCCGCCUCCUCCCGGUCCUGUCUCCAGCGGGAGCGCGAGACGCUGGUCAGGCUCCGGCGCAGCUCGAAAAUGAACAAUCGCCGCGGGCGGACCUAGACACCGCCGCCGGUCCGCGCGCGGGGUCGCGGGCGUGCUUCGUCCUCCCUCCCACCCCCCCGAAAAGAGCAUCGCAACAAAAAGCCAGCCAGCCAACCAAGACUCUGGUUUGUUGAUCGCCUUGUUUCUUUUUUUUUUUUCUUUUCUUUUUUCUUUUUUUUUUUUUCACCGCUUGCGGGAUUCGCAAACCGCGUUACAUGCAUGUCCAGUGGGGGUAGGUUUAAUUUUGACGAUGGAGGGUCCUACUGCGGAGGCUGGGAGGACGGCAAGGCGCACGGCCAUGGCGUCUGCACCGGCCCGAAGGGCCAGGGCGAAUACACCGGCUCCUGGAGCCACGGCUUUGAGGUGCUGGGCGUCUACACCUGGCCAAGCGGCAACACGUACCAAGGCACCUGGGCGCAGGGCAAGCGCCACGGCAUCGGCCUGGAGAGCAAGGGGAAGUGGGUGUACAAGGGCGAGUGGACGCACGGAUUUAAGGGGCGCUACGGGGUGCGGGAGUGCACGGGCAACGGAGCCAAAUACGAAGGGACCUGGAGCAACGGACUGCAGGAUGGUUAUGGCACGGAGACCUACUCGGAUGGAGGGACGUACCAGGGCCAAUGGGUUGGUGGCAUGCGCCAGGGCUACGGUGUGCGGCAGAGUGUCCCUUAUGGCAUGGCCGCAGUCAUCCGCUCGCCCCUGAGGACGUCCAUCAACUCCCUGCGCAGCGAGCACACCAACGGGGCAGCGCUGCACCCGGAUGCCUCCCCGGCAGUGGCCGGCAGCCCGGCUGUGUCCCGUGGUGGCUUCGUGCUGGUGGCCCACAGUGACUCGGAGAUCCUGAAGAACAAGAAGAAGGGACUGUUCCGGCGCUCGCUGCUGAGCGGCCUGAAGCUGCGCAAGUCUGAGUCCAAGAGCAGCCUGGCCAGCCAGCGCAGUAAGCAGAGCUCCUUCCGCAGUGAGGCGGGGAUGAGCACCGUGAGCUCCACAGCCAGUGACAUCCACUCCACCAUCAGCCUGGGCGAGGCCGAGGCUGAGCUGGCCGUCAUUGAGGACGACAUUGAUGCCACAACCACUGAAACCUAUGUGGGUGAAUGGAAGAAUGACAAACGCUCGGGCUUCGGUGUGAGCCAGCGCUCGGAUGGGCUCAAGUAUGAGGGCGAGUGGGUCAGCAACCGCCGGCAUGGUUACGGGUGCAUGACUUUCCCGGAUGGCACCAAGGAGGAGGGGAAAUACAAGCAGAACGUGCUCGUGAGUGGCAAGCGUAAGAACCUCAUCCCACUGCGUGCCAGCAAGAUCCGGGAGAAGGUGGACCGGGCCGUGGAGGCAGCAGAGAGGGCGGCCACCAUCGCCAAGCAGAAAGCCGAGAUCGCUGCGUCCAGGACCUCCCACUCACGGGCCAAGGCUGAGGCAGCACUUACUGCAGCUCAGAAAGCCCAGGAGGAAGCGCGGAUCGCCAGGAUCACUGCCAAAGAGUUCUCUCCCUCCUUCCAGCACAGGGAAAAUGGGCUUGAGUACCAGAGGCCAAAGCACCAGAUGUCCUGCGAUGACAUCGAGGUGCUCUCCACCGGGACACCCCUGCAGCAGGAGAGCCCUGAGCUGUACCGAAAGGGCACUACCCCUUCUGAUCUGACCCCAGACGACAGUCCCCUGCAGAGCUUUCCCGCCAGCCCCACAUCUACCCCUCCGCCAGCUCCUGUCUCCAGGACCAAGAUGGCCCACUUCUCCAGGCAGGUCUCCGUGGAUGAGGAGCGAAGUGGGGACAUCCAGAUGCUCCUUGAGGGCCGCGGAGGGGACUAUGCCCGCAACAGCUGGGGCGAGGAGAAGGCUGGGGCCUCUAGGGGUGUCCGCAGCGGUGCCCUACGCAGCGGCCAGCCCAGUGAGGACUUCCGCACCCGGGGCUCAGGCCACAAGCAGCCUGGGAACCCCAAGCCCCGGGAGCGGCGGACGGAGUCCCCCACCACGUUCUCGUGGACUUCUCACCACCGGGCAGGCAAUCCUUGUUCUGGGGGCCCCAAGCUGCUUGAGCCAGAUGAGGAGCAGCUGAGCAACUACAAGCUGGAGAUGAAGCCCUUACUAAGGAUGGAUGCCUGUCCACAGGAUACGCACCCACAGAGACGGCGUCACAGUCGGGGUUCUGGGGGAGACCGGCGCUCUGAGGACCGGGGCUUUGGGCUACAGAGACUGAGGUCCAAGUCCCAGAACAAGGAGAACCUCAGGCCAGCCUCCUCUGCAGAACCCACGGUGCAGAAACUAGAGAGCCUGCGGCUGGGGGACCGGCCCGAGCCCCGUCUGCUGCGUUGGGACCUGACCUUCUCCCCACCACAGAAGUCCCUGCCUGUUGCACUCGAGUCUGACGAAGAGACUGGGGACGAGCUCAAGUCCAGCACGGGCUCAGCUCCCAUCUUGGUCGUCAUGGUGAUCCUGCUCAACAUCGGAGUCGCCAUUUUGUUUAUUAACUUUUUCAUCUGACAAGAUUGUUGUGACCACGGAAGCGAUGAUGUACAAAGGGGACGUUAAAAGCAAAACAUGAAGGGGAAUCCUGAUUCGGACAGCCCCACGACUCCUGUCCUUCCACAGAGCAACAACAUGAUUGGGUAUCAAUCACAGUUUGCCUUUUUUUCUGGGUAAUGUUUUUUUGGAUUUUAGCCAAAAUUCUUUGCUUGUAUAACACGAUGCUGUGUAGCAUGGUAGGAGGAGGCCGGCAUGCCACCCCUCCAGCUUGGUAUGAACGGGUCCUGGCAAACCAGCGGCCAAAAGAUUGGGACCUUCAUGUUUCUUGCCAGGUGUGGAAGGUGGCGCCUUGACCAGGGUGCCCGGCGAGCCGGGAGAGGGGGAGGGCAGCCAGGGAGUGCAGCUGUGCAAGGCGAGUAGCUGGGAGUGUGGGCCCAGGCCCAGGGACAGGGUGUCGUGGCCUCUGUCUCCAUGGAGUCUGUGCUGCAUACCUGUGGAGGGAGAGGGAAGCCCCUGCUCUUCUUCCCAGAACAGACCAUGAUCCCUCUUCUCGGCACUGCCCAACGGCUCUCCUAAGGAGGCCGCCUCCCAACACUGAGUCUUAAGGCAAAGUCUGUUCCCUGCUGUCCUCCGCUCACUCAUUGUUGGCCCUGUCCAGCCAUCCUCCCUCCAGACCCAGGGAGGCCAUGCUGCAGACGUCCAGGGCUUACCCCGAUCUGGCCAGGCACAUCUGAGCCCUGAUGCCAAGGGGACUAUGGCCCACAUGCCCCGGACAGCCUGACAGCACGCCUGGGCUGAGCAUGUGGCGUUUUGCACCUAGUAUGCAGGAUGUAUAUUCAGGCUUCCGUGUCCCUGGCAGUGACGCCCCAUGGAGGACGUCACCUCUCACUGACCUCCACGGGGUCUCACAUCUUUGCACUGUGCCUGCCUCGACUUCCCCUAACAGAUAUGCAUAUUCCCUCCAGAUGCCUCAGAGCUACUCCAGAGAGUCUGGUCCCGGGACAGGAAUGUGGUUGAAGCCAGUGGCUUGAAUGUCCUGGACACUGUUGCAUACCCAGCACUCCCGGAUGUACAAUGUAACUUGUUUCAGUCAAACAACAGGUUCCUCAUGUCUCUGCCUUCUCUACCAGGGUUGUUCCCUCAUCCAAACAAAUGAACAAGGGAUGCCAGCUCGCCUGGCACCUGUGGCUCCGUCAGUCUCCUUGGGUGCAGCCCGUCUGUCUUAUGGACUCCGCCUUGCUUUGCUCGUGUUCUCUGCUACCUUUCGAGCAGAUUUCUUUACUACAGUGCACUGGAUUGCUAUAUUUUUAACCAGAAAUAAACUACAGAUUAGAGCAUGUUCCAGCGACACUCAGCUUUGUUGUUUCCGUUAUCCACGCUGUUCCCUAUUCACCACCUGUCCCUCCUCCAAGCUGGUUUGGAUCGGGGGUUGAAGGGGAGAGGUUCAGCAGGUGACCCGAUGCAUUUCUGGUUUCUAAAGGGUUCCAUCUUUUUGUACAGCGUACUUUUCCGUUCACCUUUUUUAAUAUCAAGUGGUUGCUGCAGAUCUGGCGUGAACCAAAUAAAGAUUCCUGCUGUUUGCAGCCAUGAGAGCCGUCCAUACUGGGCUAUGUGAAUUGUAUUUGUCUGCAGACACGUUCAAUGUGCAUCCCAGAAGGUUCUUGCCCAUCAGGGUGCCUACUCACAUCACUUGACACACACAUGCACACACGCACGCACAAAGUGCAGCCUAAACAUGCUUAAGGGGCUCUGGCAGAGGAUGGUGCCCAUCCACUUCACUUGCUAGGAGUGAUGUUACUAUAGCCCAGAGUCCACAGCCUGGUAUUCCACUGGCAGCUUGUAGCGGCGCAGCAGAGUGGGUUCUAGGCAGAACUGAUGGAGACUGAACACACCAGAUCCUGGGGGAGCCAACACGCUGGUCAGCAGGGAAGGGGACACUUUGCUGCAGCCUGUGGCUACUGUUCUCCCCUGCAGAGCCUGCCUCCUCUCUGAAGGUGUAGUCAAUGCAGUAUGUUGAGCAAGACGAGGAUGGUAGCUGGUGGGGACAGGACAGUGUCACUCUGGCUCCCAGGCACACCAUGUGUAAUGAGUUUUAACUGAGAUCCAGCCCAGCCUUAGAAGACACACUUUUUGCAGACUGAAGAGAAAUCCUUCCUGGACACCCAAGGCCCUUGGUACCUGCAACAUGGCUGCACAGCUGUUGCGCAUUGAGUCCUGCAUGCUGCAGACUCAUUCUUGCACAUAUGGAGUGCAUGGAUGAGUCCAGGCACCACAAUACCAAGUCCAAGUAGUCCCAAAGUCACACACCAGGCAGAGCACAGAGCACAGGCUAACUGGUCAUGACGGUGGUGGUGGUGGUCAGAAAUUCCACAGCUACCACAAUGCAAGGGCCAUACAGGACCUCAGGCACUACAGACAGCAGACUGCUUCCCAUGAAAGUCUCUGCUUUGAACUUAUAGACACCCAACAAAAAGCUCCUCCACAGCCUGUGGUCAUUUGUGGCCAGGUUGGUACCCAGGGCAAGCAGAGGACAGCCACAUAUCCCACUUCCAGCGUGUCCCCACUCACUGGACAAACAGGUCCAAUUUAGACAGAACAUACAUAGGGCCACCCUCAGGGAGACUGAAGACACUGCUGGGAGCCCAGAGUGCUCAAAGGCCCAGUGAUGAGGAGACAAGAGGUUCUGGGGUACUAUCCUUCCUAAUUUAAGUUUGUGGUUGUCCUUCAAAGAUUUUGAAUGGCUAGACCAUUCUUCUAGGCAGUAACCCCUGCACAGAUAUCUGACACAUCCUAGCAUAUAUCUGCAUAGCCCUGCUCCAAAGGCCUCGUAGCUGCUUAUGCCAUCCCCUCUGUGACAUUCUGUAAGAGGAUGUGGGAUGUUACAUUAUCUUCAGGUUAAGCUCAGUUUUACUGGCUCUUCCUGCUCGUGUCUUUCUCUAUAGCAGCCUCUGGUUGUGAAGCUCAGCACAAAUUCCUAUUCCAGCAUGUCUCCACAUCGUGCAGGCAGCUGACAGCCACACAGGCCACUUCCUGACACCAAACAGCCCUGCGCCAUCUCUUCACCAUUACAGUGGGUGAGCAUCCAGAAGGGUUUGUGAGCCCUUAGCUCUGCUGUCUCGCCAAGGUCCAGCUACAGGCCAAGCACACACCAGGACAACCAAGUGUCCCUAAGUGCCAAGAACUUUCUGUCCUAUGUAUCCUGGCAUUCAAAGAAGAAAACAUAUAGCUGUCUUUGUUCAAACAAAUGGCUAAGCUGCCUUCCAGUCUGAAUACUGGGAACAAGCCCGCAAGACCCAAGCCUUCCCCUUCUGAGGCGUGAGACAAGGCCUACCUGGCAGCGCAUGAACAAAGCAUGGGGCGGGGCAGGAAGGGAUGACCCUCAAGGGCAGUGACAGAGUCCUCGUGUGGCUGAGUGCUCUCCAGACUGUAGCACAGGCUGCUCUUGGAGUCUGCUUUUUCACACCUUCCUUAAUAUGGCCAGGGCUAAAGUGUACACUAGGCAGUCUCUUGACUCAGCUCCUUCCUAAACUCACUAGGACUCACUAGAACUACAUGAAGGGGGAAUGGGUACACUCCACAGGGGGUGGGCUGGGGGGAACACAGGCCAAGUAUUUCCAAGAACAGGCAAGGCAGCCAGCCACCUCACAACUACCUCACUUCUGGGAUGGCCUUUAGCCUGUCCACCCCAGACCACAGGUCAAGAUGCAAACACCUAUCUAUAGGGUAAAAACACUUCACACUAUCACAGAGUCAUCCUGGCCUUUGACCUCCCACACACAGCUGCAGGUAGGCCUCAGCUGGAUGUUGGUCCCCUCCUGUGUCGGCAUGCCUGCUAGCAUGCUGCUCUCUGUCUACCUUGAAGACCUUGUCUCAAUUCUGGUGAAGGUCAGCCUAAAGCCAGAGCUGUCUCUUCAAGGGUGAUGUCUGGGGCUGCCUCCCCACCCCACCCCACACCCCUGCACUGUGUAGACGUGGAAAUAAGUAUAAGCCGUGGGGUACAGGUCAACCUUUCCCACCAAAGGGGCUCUAUUCUCUCCCUCGGCCAACAUCCACUUUAAGUAGGGAUGUCCCACCAACUUAACCUCCAACAAAAGGCUCUUGUAGAUUGUUCUGAAUCCACAAGGCAGAUACUAAUACCAUGCUACCAUGGUACCUGCUGAUACUAUGCAGGGUGGGUAAGCAGUCACUGGAUAUAGGCUGAAUACGCAGGACACAGCGGGUAGCAUGACGUGGUGUACAGACAGCACCAUCACAAGGCCCAAUGUCCAGCAAGUCCCUGUUGCUCAUAAGACCCACAGCCUGCGCACUGCCCACUGGGAGCAGCUGUAGCUGCACAAGCCCAUGCAGCUGUAGCCAUCAGAACCUACAGCUGAAGACAGGGCUACAGACAACACCCUCAUCCUCAGUGGCUCUCUGGGUUGGCAUUCCUGGCUCUGCUACUGCAGGCCCCCUCCCUUCCAGCAGGCCAAUCCUGAAUGUUCUAGCAGGAGCCUGCUGCUGACACCAUUCACCACUCCCAAAGGAAAGCCACCCAGAUGACCCGAGGACUCUGCUGAGCUUCACGUGGCAAGGACACUGCUGUGGAUGCCUUUGUGUGACUGCGUCAACAGUCAUUUGCUUUACCUUUUUCUGAUCUUUUUUCUCUUGGUGCAUGUAAACCACUCAUUAAUGAGACUGCUUUGCGAGUGAGAAGGGGCUGUCACCCGAGUUCCCUCCAGCGAGUUAGCUGUUCUUGCCUUGGUCUCUUUAGUUGGAAACAGCUUGGUUCAUCAAAAACUGGAAACAAAUCCUCUCUAAUGAAUGUAACUUUAAAUCAGAUUUCACACCUGAAGCAAGGGACACUCAGAUUCAGAUUCCUCUGCUCCUUUACUCAAUAAACUCAUUUAAAA
Messenger RNA from Mastomys coucha (southern multimammate mouse), 7532 nucleotides. It is a transcript of the gene Jph3, whose product is annotated as junctophilin 3. Gene Ontology annotation, biological process: regulation of synaptic plasticity. The coding region runs from base 412 to 2661 and encodes 749 amino acids. The transcript has 5 exons. The record is from RefSeq and is a predicted model, not a curated record. Gene Ontology annotation, cellular component: plasma membrane; junctional membrane complex; endoplasmic reticulum membrane. NCBI's taxonomy places the organism in Eukaryota, Metazoa, Chordata, Mammalia, Rodentia, Muridae.